CCAUCUUCCUUACAUUCGGAGAUAUUCCUCAAAAACUCAACUGGGAUAUGAGUCGGCUUGAACUGUUUUACAACUUCGCGACUGAAAUGGACUGCAUUUGUCAUUCGGAAUCCGUUAGAGAGCUGCACACAUUUUUAAAAUUCCAUCCAUUCGCCAUUGAUAUCCAGUUGUGAUGAAUACCAGAAAUAAUGAUAGGAAAUCAUUCACGAAUUACUUAGUCGAUUGAUAACCAUUUGAUUGAUGAAUUGAGAUAACAGUAGAUGGAAAAAAAUUGAAAGGGGCGUCAAUUGCCUAAACAGCCAAAAUCUCAAAUUUCGUGCGAGGGGCGUUUGAUGUGGUCUCGGACCACCUAUGAUCUCAUCAGUUGUCUAUUCGUAGUUAACUAGUUAACAUGAUGAACACAUUAAGGCUGAUUGCCCUCGUAGUAAUUUAUGUCAGUGAAUUUGCAUCCACCGAUGACGAUUUUCCCGAAUUACACUGCAAACUCAUUGAGAAUGGAACUCCCCUUUACAAACUCAAAAGGCACCUCUUCUGCGAUUAUGAUCCUGGAAUCAGGCCUAGAUAUGGCGCCAAAAAUACGACUGUUGUCCACGCGCUGAUCGUCCCGGAAAACUUCAAAUUCAACAUGCACCGGGGUAGUAUGGAGAUGAACAGCCAUACCUAUGUCGGAUGGGAGGAUCCCUUCUUGACUUGGAAUCCAAAAGAGCAUGAUGAUAUAAAAAUGAUAGUUGUCAGGAGAAGUGAAAUCUGGAUACCGGAGUUGUACUCGCUAAAUCCAAGCGAUGGGGACAUGUCCGGAAUCCCGGACACCCAAUGCCAACUGUGGAACGACGGCUACAUUUCCUGCAGUGCAACAAUUCAGUACACGGUACCCUGUGUUUCCGAUUACACUCACUGGCCCUGGGAUGUUCACAACUGCAGCUUGCAGAUGGGCGCGUCGGCCUACACCGGUGAGGACAUAUCGUUCAGCCACGAGACUGGCGUUGCCAUGAAACGCCACGACGAAACUGAGGAGUGGAAGAUCACUCGUCUCGGGAGGGGGCGAACGAGAGAAAAAUCUAAAUUGUCUGGAAAUGCCACUUUUCCGAUGUUCACGGUGUCGGUUCUGUUGCGCAGGACUCAAACAGCUUUGAAGAGCGUUUAUUUCUCUCCGGUGAUAAUCCUCACUGUGGUGACUCUGACUGUCCUCUGGCUGAGACCAGGCUCCACUGAACGUCUCAUGUUAUCCUGUUUCAAUCUCUUGGGCCAUGUGAUAAUCAUUCGACAUCUUCACUAUAGCGUUCCCAAUACUGGAAAUGAUGUCCCCAAUAUCCUGAUCUUCUACAACAACUCCCUCAUCCUCUCGUCGUUGGUAUUGAUGUUAACCUGCUGGCUCCAGAAACUCCUAGAGUGGAAACGGGAAGUGCCCGCGUGGCUGGCCUCACAAGUCUCAGUCGUCCUCACGAGUAAAAUUGGACAAGUACUGUCGAUCAAUAUCAUGGAUACUAAAGGAUCGGCAUUACUCCAAGAUGAUGAUGAUGACAACAGUGGUCUAGUGGACUCUCAAUCGAACAACUUCAACUGGGAGAAUGUUGUUACCGUCAUUGGGUGGCUCUUACUCUUCAGUUUUGGUUUCAUUUAUUUUGUUAUGUCCCUCACUCUACUUUAUUGAGCAUUUACCAAAAUUUAUAAUUAUACAGAAUUAUUCACAGGCAUCGUCCAUUUUUUAUUCGGAAUCGUAGAGGUCUGCACGUAAUUUUUUUUAUAAUCUGCAAAUCACGUGAAUCGAAGAAAUGAAAAGGAAACAAAACAUGAGGAAUUUAAUAAAAUGGGCUGGAAAAUAUUCCUCAGGCCAUCCUGAAUCUUGUUGCCCCUUAAAAUGAUAUCACAGAAUA
Molecule: messenger RNA, 1874 nt
Organism: Diachasma alloeum
Lineage: Eukaryota; Metazoa; Arthropoda; Insecta; Hymenoptera; Braconidae
Product: neuronal acetylcholine receptor subunit beta-3
Exons: 6
Coding region: 392-1651 (419 amino acids)
Biological process (GO): signal transduction; nervous system process; regulation of membrane potential
Cellular component (GO): neuron projection; synapse; membrane
Molecular function (GO): neurotransmitter receptor activity; transmembrane signaling receptor activity; extracellular ligand-gated monoatomic ion channel activity
Source: RefSeq, a predicted model, not a curated record